AUGGUUAUGGAGAUCGUGGAACCAAACACUUGCAUUCGCGGGUGUUGCCACAGCCAAACAAUCCCUCUGCAUCUCCCUUCUUCUUCUUACUCUCUCUCUUCCCCAAUCGCCCGAGGUGCAGAGAGUGUGGUGUAUGAAGCCAUUCUCAACGGCCGGAAAGUCGCCGUGAAAAAGCCCGUACUCUCCACUUCCGAUGACUUGGAUAAAUUCCACAAGGAAUUGCAAUUACUCUGCAAGUUGGAUCAUCCGGGGAUCGCCAAGCUAGUGGCAGCGCAUGCCAAGCCUCCCAACUAUAUGUUUUUCUUCGAGUUCUACGAGCUCGGUAAUCUCGCUGCCCAGUUGCACGUGGAGGAAUGGAGUCCAAGCAUUCAUAAGGUGCUUGAUGUCUCGUCUAAGCUAGCAAAGGCUCUGCAAUAUCUGCACACCCUAGGGAUUGUCCACAGGGAUGUGAAACCUGCAAAUAUUCUACUUGACAGAAACCUUCAACCACAUCUAGCUGACUUUGGUUUGGCGGAGUACAAGAGAAAUCUUAAACAAGUUUCCAUUGAAAACUGGAAAUCAACUGGCAAGCCUACUGGUGGAUUCCACAAGAGGAAUAUGGUCGGCACACUUAUUUACAUGGCACCAGAAGUACUAAGGAAAGAGAUACAUACAGAAAAGUCUGACGUUUACAGUUUCGGAAUAUCUGUCAAUGAGCUUCUUACUGGUGUUGUGCCAUACACUGAUCUUCGUGCAGAGGCACAGGCUCAUACCGUGCUGGAGAUGAACUACACAGAGCAGCAACUUACUGCAGCUGUGGUAUCUGAAGGAUUGCGACCCGUUCUUGCUGGUCCUGAUUUGAGUGCACCUGCAAGUUUAGUUUCUCUGAUAAGUAGGUGCUGGGAUGCAGAUCCCCAAAGUAGGCCUUCAUUUGAUGAUAUUGUUAUGGAACUUGAUUCCAUUAUGGAACAUGGUAUUGGAGUCAGCAAUGGGGAAAACGCCUCAGCUAAAUCUUCUAUUUCUCAAGGUGUUCCACAGGGUACAAAUCCUCAAGGUUAUCAGGAGAGCAUUAAUUGGAAUACUCAGGGUGAAGAUUUUGCAAAGACUGUUUCUCUUACCCCUAAUUCUUGUGUGAGAACAUGGAAUGAUUCUGCAAAUGAUUCUUCAGUAUAUUCUCCAGUCCUAUCUUGGGGCUCCUUUGCAAGUUGUGGUAGAAGGGAAACGAUGGAGGAUAGACACUUCCUAAUGCCCAACAUGUGUGAUACACAGGAUAUCCAUUUUUUUGGAAUCUUUGAUGGCCAUCGAGGUGCAGCGGCUGCUGAGUUUUCAGCUGGAGCUCUACCUGGAAUUUUCAAAUCUCUUGGCUUGAUGGACAGCCCCUCGGAUGCCCUUAUUGAAACAUUCGUCCAGACUGAUAUUGCAUUCAGAAAUGAACUUAGUGCUCAUAAGAAGCGCAAGGGAGCUAUUCAAAAAGACAGCCAUCCUGGUUGCACUGCAAUUGCUGCUCUUAUAGUAAAAAACAAGCUUAUUGUUGCUAAUGCCGGUGAUUGCAAAACAAUCUUGUGUCGAGCUGGACAUCCCUAUGCUUUAAGUAGGGAUCAUGUUGCAAGUUGUCUUGAGGAGAGAGAGCGAGUCACCAGAGCAGGCAUCCAGGUCAAAUGGCAAGUUGACACAUGGAGGGUUGGCAAUGCAGCUCUUCAGGUCACCCGGUCAAUUGGUGAUGAUGAUCUGAAGCCAGCUGUAACUGCAGAACCCGAGAUUUCUGAAACUAUUCUGUCUGCUGAUGAUGAAUACAUUGUAAUGGCUAGCGAUGGGCUGUGGGAUGUUGUAAGCGAUGCGGAUGUGGUGAGCAUCAUCCGAGAUACUGUUAAAGAGCCAGGUAUGUGCUCUAAGAGAUUGGCAACAGAAGCAGCAGACCGAGGUAGCAAAGACAACAUAACAGUUAUCGUGGUGUUCUUGCGUCCGGUCUCCACUGCAGAAAGAAUUUAUUAGCUCAAAGCCAUAUCUGUUGUUUGGAUUUGAUUCAUUAAUCUAUGCUUCAUACUGCACGAGUAUCCACAUCUCACUAUUUCAAGUGUUGUAAUUUGUAAACUAGGUACGUCUACUUGUAUUCAUCUUGUGUCACUCAUACAUAAACUACGCAUUUGAUUAAGCCAAAACAAUAAUAAUAAUAAUUCAAAAUGGCUUCUUAUCGUUGUGAUCA
Molecule: messenger RNA, 2182 nt
Organism: Ipomoea triloba (trilobed morning glory)
Lineage: Eukaryota; Viridiplantae; Streptophyta; Magnoliopsida; Solanales; Convolvulaceae
Product: protein kinase and PP2C-like domain-containing protein
Exons: 12
Coding region: 1-1971 (656 amino acids)
Biological process (GO): protein phosphorylation
Molecular function (GO): protein kinase activity; ATP binding
Source: RefSeq, a predicted model, not a curated record